CGCUAAAGCUAAAUCUUGAAGACGGAGUUCUGUUCUGUAGAAGUAGUUAUUUCAACCCAACAUACACUAUCAUGCCCGACGCGGCGACGGAUUUCUCGCUGCCACUCGGCUCUCCGCCCCCCGAGGCGAGUGUGGCUCCUGUUGCUAUGAACUUCGAAAGUAUCGUACUCGUACGAAUUGCAUUUAUGCAUUUUACAAAUUUCUUUUUCAAGCUAAAUCACCAUGACAAAUUCCAUUUGUCAUUCUGAGCUAAUUUGUAUUGCAAUACUGCGAAUGUGAUACUUUUGCAGUGCAUAGUUGCCGGUCCCCCACGAAGGUACCGGUUCUCCAUCAAUGAUCCGGAUUCCUUCGACACUGGCGUAUGGGACUCUCAAACGUUACAUUCUCAACCGUUACAUGACAUUCUCAUGCAAAAUUGGCACCAACGUCUACAUGAUGAAGCUGCUUCGCAAGACAAGUCCUCGACACACUCGAUAGCAUUAGAAUCUGCUCCAAACCUGUAAUGCAAAAGGCGCAAGAACCUUUUCCCUUUCACUUUUGCCAUUCUUGCAUGGCAACUUUAUGUAACAGUUGAGAAUGUAACGUUUGAGAACGCCACAUGGCGAUGCUAAAACAUCUGCCUCGUCCAGAGUGUCGGGCGUCGGGGUGCCGCCCCGGCUGUCCAACAUCAUGGGACUCGCUGGCCGGAUGCGCUAUCCGGUGUGCAAAUCUCAUGCACUUCGUCUACAAACAUCAGAAUCAGUGCCUAGCUGCGGAAGCAUUCGUGCUUGUGAGUUUUAGUAGAGGAGCCUAUUGUAGUGCGGAAAUCAAUUUGCAAAACGCGCUCGCGGAAGCGGCAGCUCGUAGUUCCAGUUGUGUUGCAGAUGGAGGUCUCGUGCCGGGAAAAGGAAACGCAUGCAGAAACAAAUCACCACGCACUUUUGAUUGUUCAGUAGUGCAGCUGCACGAGUCGUUACUGAUUCUGAUGUUUUGGAAUGAAAUUUUAGCAAGCUCCAUACCCCCGGAAGCGUGUUCAUGUUGGAGCCCAACAGCGCUGCCAUAUGGACUGCAAAAGUAUCGUACUCGUAUAAAUGCAUUACAAAUUUCCUCAGCGUUAGAAAUAACAUUUGUAAUGCGGAUUUACCUUAACAAAAGGAUUUGCAAUGCAUGACUGCAAUACGAGUACCAGUACGAUACCUUUGCACCCCAUACGCCACGGUUUUUGACGAUGGAGAGCUGGAGCUCUUGACCAGCUUGAAGAGCUAUGCGUUGCAAAUAGUCCGGAUAAGAAGUGUUGUCAUGCCGAGCCUUGCAUGACAAAGCAGCGCUUUUCAUGGCUUGAACGCAUUACAAGUUUAUCGGGUCUAAUGUCUUGCGAGGAGUUCAUUCGUAUUUAGCAUGACAAACUAAAUUACAGGACCCCACGCGUACAGCCUAAAGUUCUAAAAAAAAAAAAAAAGUCCCAUCGCACGAUAGAUAGAUAGAUAGGAGCACGACAAAAAAACCGCUGGCCAAUGGCAUUGGCCCGCAUGCAAUACAGAUGUUGAUGUCGCGCACCUUCCGCAUCACAAAUUAUCGAGGUGGUAUAUUUGCAAUGCAUAAGAGCGGUGGUCUGCGGUCUGCCUCGAAAUCCUCCUCGCACUCGACCCUGGAGACCAGCACCGCUAUGCGUGCGUGACAAGCUCCUCCCCGAAGCGUCAGGUCAACUUUCUAUGUCGCACGGUACUUCUAGAGGCAGAGGCUACUUUAUUCUUAUCAUGUAGGGCACUACUAGAAGUUUUGUUUCUUUCGUUUCGUCCCUCACAUUGUAGGACUCACUCGACGAGUAGACAAGGUGACUGCAUGACAGAAUGAUGUUUAUUCGGGUAAAGUUUUGCCACUGAUAUCAAACCACGGGGCGGAAUUAUCCGGAACCUCUUCGAGCUCCUCUUCACCAGGGACGUGUAAUUUUUUAUUUUUUUCUCCUUUUAUAUUUAUUUGCAUUCAAUUUGCAUCCUGUCGUGACAUCACCAGAAAAUAACUGUUUAUUUGCUCUGUCGUGUGAGGAUACUCAAUUUCCGUGCUGAUCAUGACAUCAUCAUGCAAAAUGAAUUUCUCCAGCCGUCUAUCCAGAAAAAAAAUUGUGUAGGUGUAACUUUCUUUGAGGAACAGCAUCACAAAUUUGCUCUACAUGACAGAGAAAACCUGUCAUGCGUGGCUUGUAAGGCAAAACACACAUGAAAAGAGGGCUUCGUGGCUGUCUGGCAUGACAGGCGUAACUCUGUUGCGCGUUCUGCAACACAAACUUACACUUACACAGUUUUUUUCUUGCAUACCGUCGAGCCCUCUCCUGCCUGCAGCUCAUCCGCAGUGCAAAAUCUCGUGUAUCAAAUGAUGCAAAAGCAUCGUACUUCUAGUAUAGAUUGCAUUACUAACUCACUUAGCAUGACAAAUUCAAUUUGUAAUGCAGAUUUGCCUUAACAAAGAGAUUUGUAAUGCAUAUGCAUAAACGCAAUCAGUACGAGUGCGAUACUUUUGCAAUGCAUAUCGUACACACCCCCACCGCUACCUCUUCUACAUCCGGCCCGCAAACCAGCUGGACCGGGACUCCGGAGGACGUGGAGCGAUUUUGCCACUUUUCGCAGGAGCUCGCGCACGAAUGCUCCUUGCUGUCUGUCGUGAUUUAUGAACUGCAAAAGUAUCGUACUCGUAUAAAUCUAAAUGCAUUACAAAUUUCCUCAGCAUGAGAAAUAAAAUUUGUAAUGCGGAUUUGCCUUGGGAACAAGAUUUGUAAUGCAAGACUUGCAUUUAUACGAGUGCGAUACUUUUGCACAGGAUAUGACUUCUUCUCGCCACGACGCCUUGCGGACGAAACGACAGCAAAAGCCGGAGCUGUUUGCCUCCAAAAACUCGUUUAACACGCGCAUUUAUUAAAGGGACCCCCCCCCCUCCCCAUGUCGAAAACGAAACUUCUGAUGCUGUAUUUGAGUGCACAAAUCAACCUGUAUUGCUAGAAGGCCAAGAGCCGCAGUCGUGGCCUCGUUUGCAGGCAAUUUGUCGCGCUGUUUCCCACUUCCAGCUGCCCCCUGUCAUGCUGAAGAUGCAAGGCCUACCCACGCCGCCCAGCACUACAGUCCGCAUCCUUUUCCUUCCAGCAUGACAAAGCUGAUUCGUGACCACAAAUCUGCAUCACAGAUUUCCGUUUUGAUAUGGGGAGGGGGGAUUUUUCUUCUUGAUAGGAUUCUCACCCAGUUCGCGGACGCGCUUCUGGUCGGGGCGUAGUACGCAUGGUGCAAAGGUGUAUCGCACGCACUGCAGCAUUGAUUACAUGUAGUUUUCCUGCAAGUAUUGUUAUUUUAACAGGAGAACUAGAAGAAAAAAGAAGGAGAUUUGUAUGCCUUGCUAUUUGUUUUGCUGAUUUGAAUCGCCGCCAGCGGCACUUUUGCACAGGAUAGGUAUGUGUUGGGGAAGACGAAAUAUGUACUGUCGACACUAGUGUUGGAAAGCAGAACGGAGAGAAAACCGGUGAAGCCGGUAUAGAUUGUGGUCGCGACUACAGAUAUCUAAACAGGAACUAAACAGAACCAACGAGCUUGGAUGGCUGCAUUGCUAUGAGAUCUUGUUUUUCUGCAUGAAGGACAAAAAAAAAUGCGUCAAGCUUGUCGACCACAUAAUUAUACCGCGAUUAUGAAUUUGUUGUAGAAGUUACCAUCAUCAUCUUAUCAUGUUGAACCAUGAAUAAAAGAACACGUAUAAAAACUACAGAUGAUGAUAAAGGAAUACGAGGAAGACCCGAUGACGACACCCGAAAUGCUGGUCGACGAGGCCAUGCGUGCGAUUCACGGCUCGGCGUCCAAAAUAGCCGUGAUUGCGGAAGACAUCUCCUCCAUCGUGGCUCCGCCGAAGAAACGAGGGUCGAGCAGCGCGCAAGCGAACGCGGAGAUGUCUUCAACAUCAUCAUUAUCCUCCACUGCGAACAAAACCUUCCAACAAAAACUGAGCGACUUCGUGGCGAACAAUUUCGAGAAAAAACGAAAAUCUCGCACGACAAGCUUCAACGAGAUAGCAUCUAGUGCUUCUGGACGGAAUUCCAGUGCUUCUGUCGGAAGGAGUAGCUUUGGCGAGGUUGGAAACGGAUUGGGCUUCGGGGCCGCGGCAGCCAGAAUUUCUUCUGGAAGCAGUUCCCUGGGUGUGCCGGGAGUAGACAGCAGUACAGGGGUGGUUGGGAAGGAAGGUAUACGAUGCUGUGCAUAAAAAUUUGCGUUUGUUUAACAAGGUGAACCGCAUGAGAAGUUUGGUUGUAUCAAGUACGACGAGAUUUUUUUUCAGGUUACGUGUAGACGAGAAUUCCAUGCAUAACAGAAUGCUGUCCAUAAUUUUUGCUCACCCACUGAUGUGAUUUUCUACUUGUAUGUUCUUGGUCUUACUUCUACUUGUCAUCAUCUACUGCAUAGCAAAUGCAAAAAUGUCUGGGUCUGGAAGAGUGUAAACUUGUCACGCAGGUUUUCCAUGACUCAUGAGGUCUGGAAUGCGGGACCUAGCAUGACAGAGUGUGUGAGGUCUCUGCCAUGCCUAUCCUGCACGAGAAACUCCCUCCAAACUUGGUCGAAAGUGGACACCCUUUGGCACUCAUGCAACACAGAUUUCUGCAUGAUUCAGAUUUAGCAUGAGAAAUUGCAAUCUUCCAGACCCAGACACUUUUACAAUCCAUACUGCACAGAAUUCCUCGUCUGUGUGGACCAGUAUUUUGCGUUGAAGCCGCACUUCGAAUCCAUCAUCGAGAAAUCAAACACGCUGCAGCGAAUUCUGGAUACUAAGCUUGAGGGGACGACGAGCUUAGGAGGUACAGUUGUACUAUCACAUCAGCUGUCCCUGCGAGUUGAAGAUUUCUGAACUCGAUUUGCAUAGUGUAGAAAAGGAAUAGAGCGAGGCUUUCUACAAUGCAUGAUGAGAAAUUGCAUGCAGACAAACUGCAUGAAGACGAAUUACAUGAAGAGAAACAGACUCAUACAUGAACAAAAUCAUAAACGAAUUUAUUUCAAUUUCUUCAGGCGCGAUCAAAGUAGCCGUUGCGGCCUCCCGGUUGAAAAAGCUGAUUAAGCCGAAGGCAUAAGUUUGACUGAUGCGAGUGCGGAAUCUAAACCGUGUUUUUUGAAGAGCAGGUGAACUACGAUGAAGACCUAUCAGGAACGCAUUUUUCUGCAGAGAUGAAGCAGAGCUACCUGAGUUGUUUUUUUCUAAAGUAAUCAACAACACCUGCUGUGUAUAAAUUUCAUGUACUUGUUCGUGUUUCGUAGUGGACUCGGAGAUUUUUUUCAAGCUGUGCAACUUGUCGAAGACGUGCUAAUAUAGACAAAAACGCAGUCCUAGAACUACUACUGUUUCGUAUUUUCCUCCGGAAGGCAGCUUCACGUAGACACAACAUUUGUAAGUCAAGAUGAAUAUUGAAAGUGAGGAUAGCAUAGUACUAGAUGAAAACAUGGAUCCUCCUCCUCCUCAGAAAAAACAGAAACAUUCCCAUUCGUGGAAUGAAGAAAACACAUCAAGUUAGAACAUUGCACACCAUGAUGUAUGCGACGUGGUUCUAUGUCGUUGUUAACAAGAGCGGAUACUACUUGGAAAUCAACAAUUUUUGUAUUUUUUUCCCCACCACCUCAAGCUACAGGCGGCAAAGAGGUGCAGGAAGA
Amoebophrya sp. A120 is the source of this 5645-nucleotide messenger RNA. The record is from the annotation of a GenBank genome assembly. Lineage: Eukaryota; Dinophyceae; Syndiniales; Amoebophryaceae.